Polistes canadensis is the source of this 1502-nucleotide messenger RNA. It is a transcript of the gene Lnpk, whose product is annotated as protein lunapark-B. Gene Ontology annotation, biological process: endoplasmic reticulum tubular network organization. The transcript is spliced from 10 exons. The record is from RefSeq and is a predicted model, not a curated record. Bases 188 to 1390 code for a protein of 400 amino acids. NCBI's taxonomy places the organism in Eukaryota, Metazoa, Arthropoda, Insecta, Hymenoptera, Vespidae. Gene Ontology annotation, cellular component: endoplasmic reticulum tubular network.
AUAUAUAUAUAUACGUGUGUAUGUAUAUAUAUGUAGUUUUUCAUAGCAAUAUGCGAGUAAACAUUAUCCUGUUGGCAUCUAGAAAAUCUUUGUAGGAAGCAAGUUAUAAAUAUCGGAACAAAACGCGGGUGUAGUUAUAUCAGAUUUAAAAGGAAGGACGUGACCAUUGUAAUUAUCAUUUGCAAACAUGGGAAUCAUUUUGUCCACAUUUCGUAGAAAGAAAACGACUAUUGAAAUUUUAGAAGAAUUAGAUUCGAAAAUAAAAGAAAUACAAGAAUAUGGGCAAAAUACUGAACAAAGGCAUAAAAAGAUUGUGGGAACACUUGUCAUUUAUAGUGUUGCUCUUUAUAUCACGACAGCCUUCAUUUUCUAUUUUUACUUCUUCCCAGCCUCUUUGUACGAUCAAUUAUUCUAUAUUACUCCGUUAUUAAUUUUUCCAAUUUUAAUACUGUUAACUAAAAAAAUGGUAUCAUGGUACUACAAACAGAAAAUAUCUCAGAAUCAAGAAAAAUUGAUAACAAUGCAACGAGAGAAGACUAAAAUUUUAGAUGAAGUUACCGAAACACAAACUUAUAGAAAGGCCAAAGAAAUUUUAUUGAGAUUUGCACCGGAUCAACUUACAAUGAUAUCAGCACCCGUUAAAGUACUACCACAGGCAGUAGAAAAAUUACGAAAACCCAACGUAUCACAAGUUACUACAUCUUCUUCACCUGAUAUGGGAGAAUUAAGAAAAAGAACUAUAGGAAAUUCUGAUCAAUCGUUGAAUGUUUCAAGUGGUACCAAUGCUCAAAUUUUACCUGUUGAUGCAACUCCUAUUAAAAACACACCGUUGAACACUCCUCUUCAAAUUGGUACUAGAAUGCUUUAUAGGACAUCUAUGGGAAACAAAUCGCCUGAGUAUACAUUAACACGCCCCGUACUGCCGCAUCAGAGAAGCGUUUUUGACCGAUUAAUUGAUUACUUAGUUGGUGAUGGCCCAUCAAAUCGUUACGCUUUAAUUUGUCGUCAAUGUGAAUGUCAUAAUGGAAUGGCUCUUAAAGAAGAAUUUGAAUAUUUAGGAUUCAGGUGUUGUUAUUGCAAUUUUUGGAAUCCUCCAAAGAAGCAGAAGCCAGGUGUCCAAAAAAUAGAAGAUCUUUAUAAUAUUUCUCCAACUUCUGCUACAUCUACGGUCGAAUUGUCCAAUAAAACCACUGAAACAGCUAAAAUUUCAGAAAUAGAUGCGUUAUGUUCGUCUGAUAUUGAUUCAGAUAUUGAACUGGUCGAAAAACCGACAGAAAUAUCGGAAAAUCGAAAUCAGGUUGAUGGCGAUUCCAAUGAAGAAAUGCAAAGCUCGCAAACGAACCAAUUCAGCACAAAUCCAUUCGCGGAAGAUAUGGAAGUCGAUGAUUGAUAUCAUUAAUAUUCAGUCGGCAUAGGUACUCUAUAUUACUGUUGAUAAUGACAUCAAUAAUGCAGCGCAAUAUAAUAUAAUUAUGUUUUAUGUUCAGUAGUGGUCAAUUAUA